AUGAUAGUUCCGAAUCCGAUUCAGAAGAACCGCAACAGUCCACGCAAAGCAAGUAUACGAAACAAGCGAGGUCCCGAUUCAAACCCCUCUCAACCGACAUCCAGUGGCUCACGUGCUCGAAUUGAAGAUGCAUUACCCGAUGCCAGGACCAUCGCUAUGUUUUCGGCUCCCACCUUUUCAGCGCCAUUCAUCUUGCCAAAUAGUUCAAAAACCCACCUAAAGCUCAUUGCAGACAAGCUUGGUCUUACGCCUGAGAACCAUCAGUUGGCUCUUCAGAUAUGUGGGGCCACUCGCCCAGAAGACCAAUUUGUGACAUCGAUUGGCUUUCUUUCAUACUUGAAGCAAAAGUCUGAUGAGCCGACCCAGACUCAUACCAAGGGGUCUGACUGGGCUCCCACUAGCGAAUUAAAGGAUGCGAUUCGACCAGAGUUGAAUGCUUUGAUCAUGGACCUUGGAAUAGUAUCAUACAGCCGCACUGUUGAUCUCAAUCAACGUUUGAUAUCUAACUCCUUUGAUCAAGCAUGUGUUUACCAAUUGUUUUAUCCAUUUCAGAUCCACCUCCAAAGCAAAGAUAGAUCGUUUAUUAAAUUUCAUUAUCCACCUGGCUAUGAAACCGAGGAAGGGAACGAAGCCCACAAGGCUAUGCUAGCCUUUUACAAGACACAAGCUGUUGCAACUCGUAGUCGAUUACGUGGGGUGCUCCUGACCAACGUCCUCCCUAUCAAUAGCCAAAUGUCAAAGCGUCCCAUGCCGGGUCUUGCACAACUGAUGGCUCUGAUCUGUCGUGGUCUCAUAAACACACAUGAUACUCGAUCCGAGACAGAGAUAUUUGACACUUCUCCCAAAUCCUUUCGGCAACGUGUGGCCUUUCUGCGUGUACAUGCUGUAGCCUCUCAUAGAAACCCUUCCUCAAAUGGUCGUAGAUUUCUUUGGGAUUACAUCGAUGAGGCCCUAUUGAGCUUGAAGGAGAAGCAUGCAGGCAGAGAUCGCAGUAUGUAUAAAAAAGCACUAUUAGGCCCUGACCCAGACCGAGUUAUGGAGCAGUACAACAUUCUGGAAGCAGAAAAAAACGCUGAAGCAGCACAUGAAACUGAAGAAGCACAUGAAACUGAAGCUGGUAGUUGA
Messenger RNA from Melampsora larici-populina 98AG31, 1125 nucleotides. RefSeq lists its product as uncharacterized. The record is from RefSeq and is a predicted model, not a curated record. The transcript is spliced from 9 exons. The coding region runs from base 1 to 1125 and encodes 374 amino acids. NCBI's taxonomy places the organism in Eukaryota, Fungi, Basidiomycota, Pucciniomycetes, Pucciniales, Melampsoraceae.